GCGCACCACCAUGGACCACACCCAUGUUUCCAAGAGCCCAACCCAUCUCCUUCGAUAGACCGAGCGUGGAUCGAAGUCACCCAGUGAAUCUGCGAAGACUCACCUCCUUGAUCCAUUUCUUUCGAACACUCACCAAACCCGAACCUAUCUUCACUCCCCAGUCUCCUAUGCCAUAGCUGUGGUUGUUCUAAUUGAACUGAAGCAGUCAGGGAGCAUUGCCGCAUUGCGAACGGUGUUCAGUGCAGCGCGAUUGAGAAUUGAUCAUACAAUUGAUGAAGAUUUCGCCUGAUAGGAAAUAUGGCAACUCGGUUACAGAUAGAGGAUGACGACUCAGUCCUCUUGCGUGUUACUCAUUCUAACCUCAAGACCUUCUCAGCCAGUCUUCGCUUCUCCCUUCAGUCUACUGUGGAAUCUGUAAAAGAGAAGCUGUGGAGAAAAUGUGGAACAUCAGUUAAUUCAAUGACCCUGGAGCUUUAUGACGACACAAACUCCAAAAUUUGUGAUUUAGCCGAUAAUUCCAGACCCCUUGGUUUUUAUUCUCCUCUUGAUGGGUUUCGGCUACAUGUAAUAGAUCUUGACCCUUCAUCAGUAACCUCUGGUGGGUGGCUGGAAGACACUUCAUUGGUAGAGAAAUACACAAUUUCAGAGGAGAACUAUCAGAAACGCAGUGGCACUUUCAGAAAAUUUAAAGAAAAAUUGGUCUCACAAAAUCCAUCAGCCUUUGAGCCUAAGAUAACUGACAACUACAUGGAAGACCUUUGUGCAAAUAUCAAGGUGGGAGACAGAUGUGAAGUUGAACCAGGAGAGAAAAGAGGGGUUGUCAAAUUUGUUGGUCCAGCAGAAUCUCUUGCACCAGGUUUUUGGGUUGGAGUUCAAUAUGAUGAACCAUUGGGGAAACAUGAUGGCAUGGUGAAAGGAGUACGCUACUUUGACUGCCCUCCACUUCAUGGUGCAAUGGUUAGGCCUGAUAAAGUAAAGGUUGGUGACUAUCCGGAAAGAGAUCCCUUUGAGGAGGAAGAAAUAUGAAAUAGAGAUGGCAAAAUUGUCCUUUUCCUGUAUGCAUUUUAUUAUCAUUACAUUUUUUAUUGUGAGAAUGCAUUAUGCACUGUAUGUUCUCUCUCACUCUUUUUUAGUUUUAUUUUUUGUUUUGUGGGAUGUGUUUUUUUCUGUUUUUUGGGGGUGGGGUCUGGUUUGAAGUAGUGUUUGGACCUAACAAUGUUUUUGUAUAACGAUGAUGAAUCACUUUUUUUAUAUUUA
Molecule: messenger RNA, 1257 nt
Organism: Manihot esculenta (cassava)
Lineage: Eukaryota; Viridiplantae; Streptophyta; Magnoliopsida; Malpighiales; Euphorbiaceae
Product: tubulin-folding cofactor B
Exons: 9
Coding region: 298-1026 (242 amino acids)
Biological process (GO): cytoplasmic microtubule organization; tubulin complex assembly; post-chaperonin tubulin folding pathway
Cellular component (GO): cytoplasm; microtubule plus-end; nucleus
Molecular function (GO): microtubule plus-end binding; alpha-tubulin binding
Source: RefSeq, a predicted model, not a curated record